Bolinopsis microptera is the source of this 3778-nucleotide messenger RNA. Its product is annotated as pre-mRNA 3'-end-processing factor FIP1-like. Gene Ontology annotation, cellular component: mRNA cleavage and polyadenylation specificity factor complex. NCBI's taxonomy places the organism in Eukaryota, Metazoa, Ctenophora, Tentaculata, Lobata, Bolinopsidae. The transcript is spliced from 16 exons. The coding region runs from base 1896 to 3272 and encodes 458 amino acids. The record is from RefSeq and is a predicted model, not a curated record.
AUAGAUCUGUCGCAGAACAGAAAGAAUUCGGAGAGGGACGAGUAUGAUGACAUAUCCUCAAGUUUUUAGAAGAUAGUUCUGUCACAGAAUAACACACAAAUAAUUCGGAGAGGAAGAGUAUGUUGGCAUAUAAUCCUUAAGUUUUUAGAAGAUAGAUCUGUCACAGAAUAACACACAAAUAAUUCGGAGGGGACGAGUAUGAUGGCAUAUCCUCAAGUUUUUAGAAGAUAGAUCUGUCACAGAAUAACACACAAAUAAUUCGGAGGGGACGAGUAUGAUGGCAUAUCCUCAAGUUUUUAGAAGGUAAUAUAAUUCUGAAUUUACAGAAAAUAGUAACCACUAAUCUGUAUAUUUUAAAUUAAAGUUGUAACACUACAUACCUUCAGAUAGAUCUGUCGCAGAACAACACGCGGACAAUUCGGAGAGGAAGAGUAUGUUGGCAUAUCAUUCAGUUUUUAGAAGAUAGAUCUGUCGCAGAACAGAAAGAAUUUGGAGAGGGAGAGUAUGUUGACAUAUCCUUAAGUUUUUAGAAGAUAGUUCUGUCACAGAAUAACACACAAAUAAUUCGGAGAGGAAGAGUAUGUUGGCAUAUAAUCCUUAAGUUUUUAGAAGAUAGAUCUGUCACAGAAUAACACACAAAUAAUUCGGAGGGGACGAGUAUGAUGGCAUAUCCUCAAGUUUUUAGAAGAUAGUUCUGUCACAGAAUAACACACAAAUAAUUCGGGUGGGACGAGUAUGAUGGCAUAUCCUCAAGUUUUAGAAGAUAGUUCUGCUGUCACAGAACAACACACAAAUAAUUCGGAGGGGACGAGUAUGAUGGCAUAUCCUCAAGUUUUUAGAAGAUAGAUCUGUCGCAGAACAGAAAGAAUUUGGAGAGGGAGAGUAUGUUGACAUAUCCUUAAGUUUUUAGAAGAUAGUUCUGUCACAGAAUAACACACAAAUAAUUCGGAGAGGAAGAGUAUGUUGGCAUAUAAUCCUUAAGUUUUUAGAAAAUAGAUCUGUCACAGAAUAACACACAAAUAAUUCGGAGGGGACGAGUAUGAUGGCAUAUCCUCAAGUUUUUAGAAGAUAGUUCUGUCACAGAAUAACACACAAAUAAUUCGGGUGGGACGAGUAUGAUGGCAUAUCCUCAAGUUUUUAGAAGAUAGUUCUGCUGUCACAGAACAACACACAAAUAAUUCGGAGGGGACGAGUAUGAUGGCAUAUCCUCAAGUUUUUAGAAGGUAAUAUAAUGUCCACCACUAUUGACCUUGUUUUAUAUUGUGAUAAUAUAAUGAUGAUAUUUACAAUUUGAGUUUUCAAUGAAUAUACUUUUGUACGUCAGUCUGAAUUUACAGAAAAUAGUAACUAUUAAUCUGUAUACUUUAAAUGAAAUUUAUAACACUACAAACCUUCAGAUAGUUCUGUCGCAGAACAACACACAAAUAAUUCGGAGAGGGAGAGUAUGUUGGCAUAUCAUCCAGUUUUUAGAAGAAGCCCAUAGUCCAGAAUGAUCUGUCGUAGUACAACACUCUCAUAGAAAAGAUGGACAUUAAACAUUGUGGCGAUUUACGCAGAACAAUGAUAAUACAGACUUUGAGAUUAUCUGAUUUGAGGGGCAUUAAUUUAUGACUAUCAAGAGUAUAUUGACAUUUUAUGGGGUGAUAUGGUUUAUAGUUUUAUCAAGUAAUAAGAAUGGUUGUAAAUAAACUAUAACCGUGUACAAUAUGUUUAUUUUUCAGAUUUGUGGUUUAUUCACUGCUAUUACUAGCCAUGAUUCAUAUUACUAUUUUCAUGUCAUUUCAAAUGCAAUGAUUUGUUCCCCAACCAAAAGUACAAUCUUAUGUCAGAAAUUUGAAUUAGAUAAAAUAUUUUCCGUCCUAACCACAACAUAAAUUCAGAAAUAUAAUGAUAAAAUGGCAGCGGUAGAAAUUACGAAUGUUAUCCCGUCGGCUACACACGAGCAGGAGGACGCGUGGCUAUACGGCGACGCAACUAAAGAUCCCUCGCAAUCAACACUAGACGCAAACGCCGUCGAGUUCGUCUCAAAAGUUCAGAACGGCAAUGCUGACCACUCAGCCUCAGAUAGUGACUCAGACGAUGAUGAUGAUGACGAUGUUCAGAUUACUAUUGGCGAGAUCAACAAGAAUGCCCCAGCUACGUUUGGCAUGGCAUCCUCUUUUGGACCCCCUCAGAUUACCCCUAUCACACAACCAAAACAAGUGAGCGUUAUCACUGCUCCCCCACCAACUAUUACUCAUGUUUCUCAGCCUACUACCAUGACCAGCAAGCGAACUAUUGAUGUUAACGCUGUGGGAAAUAUCAAUGGGGUACCCAUUUAUGACUAUGAUAUUGAUACCAUGUGCGAAGAGAAGCCCUGGCGUAUCCCUGGGGCUGAUUUAACAGACUAUUUUAAUUAUGGUUUCAAUGAGGAGAGCUGGAAAGCGUAUUGUGAUAAACAGAAAGGAGUACGAGGGAUAGCUUCAGAGAAAAACAGGGAGCUGUCUGUAGUGCAACGUCCGUCUGUUAUGAGCGCCACCCUAUUACCAGAACUUCCCAAACUACCAGGACACCAUUCUGGUGGCACUAUAGGCGUGCUUGGUGCUAAGAGUCAGGCUGCCACUACAAUAGUACCCCAACAAACCAUCUCCUGUAUCCCUUCUAUCGGGUCUCUAGUGAAUGCUCCCCGCCUCAUGCUGCCCGCUGGUUUGGGCAAUGUCCUCUUCCCACCCUCACUAUCCCAACCAGCCUUCCUACCACUGCCACAAUUACAGCCCCCAGGUCUAGCGCCUCCUCCCGAGAUGAGACCUAUGAUUAAGCAGGAGGACGGCAGUACUCCCAUGCAGCUCCCUCCAUCCAGUGGUCCUCUACCUCCCCCAACUAUGUUCCCCCCUCCUGGUCUCCCCUCUAUGUUACCUCCUCCUGGUGUUAAUCUCAGUAACAUGGUCCCUCCAAUGAUGCUGCCACCACCAGCAUUCAGCGAUGAGAGUGGGGCCUCCAGCGAUGAGGAAUCUCGGAGAAGGAGACGCAGUCCACGGAGAUCACACAGUCGAGAGCGAAAGAGGUCACGUGAGCGGAGGUCGCGCGGUGACGGACAUCGCGAGCGCAGCACAGAACAUCGCAGUCGAUCACGGAGGUCACCAAGAAAAGAAAAGAAGAGCAGAAAAUCAGCUCGAGGAGAUGAGAGUAGGCAUCGACACCGAGAUGAAGACAGAAGUAAGCGCAGUCGACGGAAAAAGGACAGCGAAAACGGGGGAGAGACAGGCGAAAAUGGGGUGGAAGCUGAGCAAUGAGUUUCAAAUUGUUUUCAUAUUUAAAGAAUGUAAUCAGACCACAACGAGCCGUGUAGUACACCGGACAGAAAGGGCUGGCCGUGUCACACCAUGUCCACUAGAUGAGCUUACAGUUAUGUUCACUUGGUUGCGAGGAUUUUCAAGUGCCUUGGUUUAUAAUGUUAUAAUUAUCAUUAUUAAUGUCUUGUUUAUGUUUGAAAGCUAACCUAAAGCUAUUUUAUUAAUUUAUUUGAGGUGUGAGUGUAGUGAUCUAUGGUAUUGAGUUGUGGAGUUGUUAAGCUCAUGAAACAGACUUGCAUAGGCGUUUUACUGUCGUGUUAUUGACAAUUAAGUUUCUUAGAAAAGCAAAUAUAUCAUGAUGAUAUUAUGAGAGCUUUUGCAAAGUAUUUAUUUGUAAAUUCUCAUUUUUGCAUUUUUGCAUUUUUAGCAGAAUCGAUUUUAUUUCUAGUCCAUUCUAUAAUAUCUUUGAAAACUAUUAUCGUAGAUCUUUGAAAUUAAUUUUUCAA